AUGACGCACACAGGCCAUAUCCCGCCUCAGCUCGGACAGCUUGGCGCCCUCCAGUACCUCUCCCUCUGUCGCAACAAGCUAGAUGGCCACAUCCCGCGCGGGCUAGGAGAUCUUGGCGCCCUCAAGAACCUCAACCUCGAUUUGAACAAGCUAGAGGGCCACAUCCCGCCUGAGCUAGGGGCUCUCAGCAAGCUGCGGAACCUGUGGCUCUCCAGCAACAAGCUUACAGGGUCCGUCCCUGCACAGUUCGUGAAGCUCUGCGGACUUGACGCCCUGCUUCUCGGCGGCAACCUGCUCAGCGGUCCGGUGCCCUCCUUGGGCGAGCUGAGGAUGCUCUACGCUGCGAUGGUUUACCCAGCGGGGUCGGCUCUAUCCACCAUGAUGCAGCAACGCACACCACACGGUAAAGACGAAGCAACGACAACUGAGGACCACCUGUACGACGAUCCGGACACACACAUCAACGCGAGGAUGGCAGCCAUGUUAGGACAAGACGAAACGGGAGCAGUCCAAGGAGCUCGAGAUGAUGAGACGAUGGUGGGAGAAAUGGCGGGUGCAGCAUUGGCGAAGAAGGGCGGAAGGACAACCGCCACGAGCGGGGAGACUGCCACCACGGGUGGGGAGCCAAGAUACAGUGAAGACAAGCGUCUCAAGAUCGGAACGACGCACACCUCGAGCCAGAUGUCAUCUCUUCAGGAUUUCAAGGGGGAUGUCGUGGCAUGGUCUUUCGGCAACCGCGCUGAGGUUCUCCGUAGUCCUGACUCGGAGUUUGAGCUCGAGGUGCAGCCUGGGCUGAAUAAAAACUACCCUGCCUUGGUCGGCCUCGGACUGUGCUCGGGGUCAGCAGAAUACGUCAACGGGGAGCAGUAUCUGCUUCAUUGCGUGCUGACGUGUCUCACCCGAGCUGGAGAAAAAUUCGACCCUCCGCUCCUUCUGCGGUUUCCCGUGGGAGACGAAGACUCCAUGGAAUCGGGUUCACUUGACGGCAGUCAAGAUGACGCCGAGGAGGCGUACCGUGCCCACCUUCAGUCCACCUUUUCGGCCGUCAAGCGAGACGAUGCUAGUUCAGAGUGGGUCCCGAUUGGUGGGGAUAUCGUGCGCAUGAAGGGAGGGCGUGAUUUCUUUUUGGAGGUGAAGAUAUCGCACUUUUGCGAUUUUGGUCUCUCCCAAGCGAUUGACGUUGAAGUAGGUUAUACUGAACUGAUCGAACUGCCUAAAAAAAUGUUUUCGAGCAGAAAGACGCACUACCACUUCGCGAAUCUCGGCACGAAACCCCUCGUGUUUCAUGUAUGGGGAGCUGGUCGGAAGGAAGUUUUCGUCAACGUUGUUAGGGCGAACGCAGCGGUCGACCUAGCCGGGGGGAGCGUCGGGGCAGAGAUGGAACGAACACUCGUCGACGUGCCUGGCAGCGGGCCAUACGAGGUGCACGUGCCUGGUGAAGCUGGCAGUGGCAGUAAGCCCCAGGUUUGCAGGAAGUUUGUUGACCUUGAGAAGCCUACUGUAGCGUGGACAACCCAGGAACGAAUUUCACCGUCAUCGGGUGUUGAAGGGCACCAGCUAGUUCAGGUCUGGGGCUCGACCCCGAUGCUGAGUGGGCACGUCCUCGUAGUCGGAGCUAUGGCGCCCGACGCGACCCCUGCAAUAGCAAACCUGAGAGUUGAUGAUGGUGAAGAUGUGGGUAGGCUCGUUUGGUCCAAGAAGGGCAACACUUAGAUGGUAGGCACGGUAGAUAAGGUGAAGUCGACUGCUGAAGCGUACCUUUUUGGCCCCGAUAGAUGCAAGAUUUACCUCACGACGGAUUUGAUCCAUGAGUGCUCACACGGAGCACGUUUUCGCACUGUUGUGGUGGUAUGUCAUAUAGAGUCGUUGGCGUGUUGCCAAAAGGUUUAUGACAACGUAUUUGACAGCAGCCUUUGUGGGACUCGUCGUUCGUUGAAUCGCUUCGAUAAACAACUGAUGUCUUCUGUCGGGUGAAAGGUACACAGCAACUGCGCCAUCCAUUCGUUUUCGUUUGUUUCCUUCCCUGGCGUGUUGUCGGCGAAAGAGAGUUAAUGGAAAGUGGUACGUAUAUCCAACCUCUUUGCGUCAAAGAAGAUCCACGAGAAUCCCCAAGUAGUAUGCGUUCUACUCCAUGCUGUUUGGGAAUUGCAGCUAUGGAGUUGCACGUGGCCCAAUUCUCGAUUGUGGGGCUUGCCUGUCUUGGUGUGGCGUGAGGAACUGAGGAACUGUGAGGUGAGUGCGGGCCUGUUUGCGACCGAAUGUAGUUUGUUCCGUUUAGCCAUGGGGGGUGCCCGUGUGAGUGUAGGGGUUAUCCCGGGGGUGGGGGGUGGAGCGUGGAAUAACUCGCCCCGUAGGGGGUACUUUGUCUCAAGCUGAGACGGUGUCGCUGCAAAACACAGCUUCACAAAGCCAUGUAGUGGUGAAUUUUGUAUAAUUUUCAUCCACGAGUCACAUCAG
Molecule: messenger RNA, 2457 nt
Organism: Ectocarpus sp. CCAP 1310/34
Lineage: Eukaryota; Phaeophyceae; Ectocarpales; Ectocarpaceae
Source: the annotation of a GenBank genome assembly